AUGACCCCUGGCCUGUCUGAUCACUCUCCUCUAGUGAUCAGGAGUGAUCUGGAGACAAACCAGGGGGGCAUGCCUUUCAAAAUUUUCAAUCAUAUGGCUGAUCACAAGGAGUUUGAAUUGACUACUGCUAGUGAUAUUGCAGGAGAGAUCAGGAAAAUCUACACAUCCCUAGUGGGCUCUACUGAUCCUACACUUAAAGGAGUUGACCUGGCUAUUGUAAGGAAGGGGCCUACUAUAACUGAUGAUGCAGCUAUUAGUUUGAUUCAGCUUGUCACUACUCAGGAAAUUGAUGCUGCACUUAGUGGUAUUGAUGUUUCAAAAGCACCUGGACUUGAUGUAGUUACCUUGGUGCCUAAAAUUAAGAAUUCUUCAAGAAUAACUGAAGUUAGACCAAUUGCCUGUUGCUAUGUGGUGUACAAGAUUAUUGCUAAAAUCCUUACUGCCAGAAUGCAACCAAUAGUGGGUAACAUCAUUAAUGGAUCAAAAGCUGGGUUCAUUCCUGGUAGGUCUAUAGCUGACAACAUUUUGUUAGCUUCUGAAUUGAUCAAGGGAUACAACAGGAAGUAUAUUUCCCCAAGAUGCAUGAUCAAAAUAUUAUUUAAGGAAAGCGUAUGA
Molecule: messenger RNA, 615 nt
Organism: Spinacia oleracea (spinach)
Lineage: Eukaryota; Viridiplantae; Streptophyta; Magnoliopsida; Caryophyllales; Amaranthaceae
Exons: 3
Coding region: 1-615 (204 amino acids)
Source: RefSeq, a predicted model, not a curated record